AUGGCGCUCAGCAGCUUCCGCCCAGGAAAGUACUUCCGGCGGGACGCGGUGCACCGCUCUCAAGCGUCCGUUGCUGCAGCUUUCUUCCGCAGUCUCGCCGGAAGCUUUCGGCUGACGCUGAUCAUCGCUGAGAGGUUGCUAGGAGGACGGAGCUGGGCUCAGAAUAUGAAGAGAAAGAAAAUAAAAAUCCCCCAACCUUUCCUAUUCUUUCCAGAACUUUUAAAACAUGAGUAUAUAGAGCCACCGCAACCUGUGGGGGUAAGCAGGGAAGGUAUUUUUUAUUCCGGAGAGAAAGAGCCUGAGAAUCCUGAGAUCACCAUGUCCUUCAAAGAGAAAGAACACUUGGAUUUGGAAACCUCUGAGUCUUUCACGGACAAGAAGGCUGGUUAUCAGGAAACUGCUUGGUCCUCAAGGGAAAAUGAGAAGGAAUACAACACACCAAAAUUCACACCUCUGCAAUUGGUUGAGAAUGUUGAAUGUGAAUUUCCAGCAACUAUUGAGUAUUUACAGGAUGAACAGAGAUAUGAGGAGCCAGAUGAUUCUUUACGCUUAGGAAAAGAGGAAUAUCUAGAAUCUGUUGGGUACUCUGAAGAUGCAGACACCCCGGAAGAGGAUGCUUAUGAUGACCCAGAGUGCAUUAUCUAUGACAGCAAAGAGGACUCUUUGUAUUCUGAAACCAUGGAGUUCUCUGAUGAAGAACAGAAUUAUGAGGAUUCAGAAACUGGCAUGUCAUUGGUGGAGGAAGAGGAGAAAAGUAUGGAAGGUAUGGGAAUGAUGUGUGUAUAGUUACUUAGGCAACAACUUAUUUUCAGGUUGCCAUGACAUAAUGGGGAGAGGGGCUGAGGAAAGGCACCAGAUGGCAGCAGAAAAGCAGCUACACAAAAAUUUCUUGGACCUCUCUAACUUGGAAUUUCCUCAGAGGUGAGUGUUGACGGGGAGGAAAACCCAGGACCUAGGAACAGCGGACAGUAUAAGCUAAAGUAAAU
Orcinus orca (killer whale) is the source of this 986-nucleotide messenger RNA. Its product is annotated as caspase recruitment domain-containing protein 6. Lineage: Eukaryota; Metazoa; Chordata; Mammalia; Artiodactyla; Delphinidae. The record is from RefSeq and is a predicted model, not a curated record.